Molecule: messenger RNA, 1508 nt
Organism: Ogataea polymorpha
Lineage: Eukaryota; Fungi; Ascomycota; Pichiomycetes; Pichiales; Pichiaceae
Product: transcription factor Hac1
Exons: 1
Coding region: 33-968 (311 amino acids)
Biological process (GO): positive regulation of transcription by RNA polymerase II
Molecular function (GO): DNA-binding transcription factor activity, RNA polymerase II-specific
Source: RefSeq, a predicted model, not a curated record
GAUCACCAAAUCAAACAAAUACCCAUAAUAAAAUGACUGCUCUCAACAGCUCUGUCCAGCACCAAGAAGUCUCUUCGGACUUGCCUUUUGGAACUCUACCUCCAAGAAAGCGUGCCAAGACCGAAGAGGAGAAAGAGCAAAGAAGAGUUGAAAGAAUCUUGAGAAACAGAAGGGCAGCUCACGCGUCUAGAGAAAAGAAGAGAAGACAUGUUGAGUACCUGGAAAACUAUGUGACUGAUCUGGAGUCUGCGCUGGCCACACAUGAGGGCAAUUAUCGGAAGAUGGCCAAAAUUCAAUCGAGCCUGAUAUCUCUGUUGUCUGAACAUGGAAUCGAUUACUCGUCUGUGGAUUUAGCUGUUGAACCAUGUCCUAAAGUUGAAAGACCGGAAGGUUUGGAGUUGACUGGUUCAAUUCCAGUGAAAAAACAGAAAAUCGCCUCGGCGAAAUCGCCCAAAUCGUUAUCGAGAAAAUCGAAGUCGGAAAUCCCAUCACCAAGUUUUGAUGAGAAUAUUUUUUCUGAGGAGGAAAACGAACAUGACGAUGGUAUUGAGGAAUACGGGAAAGCAGGACAAGAAGCAACCGAGGCUCCAUCCUUGUCUCACAACCGCAAAAGAAAGGCGCAAGAUGCUUAUAUCUCGCCUCCGGGCUCCACCUCCCCAUCCAAGUUGAAACUUGAAGAAGACGAAAGGAUCUCCAAACAUGAAUACAGUAACUUGUUUGAUGACACCGAUGACAUUUUCCCGUCGGAGAAGUCAUCAAGUCUCGAGCUGUAUAAACAGGAUGAUCUGACCAUGGCAUCAUUUGUGAAACAAGAAGAGGAAGAAAUGGUGCCAUUCGUGAAACAGGAAGACGAGUUCAAGUUUCCUGAUUCGGGUUUCAACGCUGACGAUUGUCAUCUUAUUCAAGUGGAAGACCUCUGCUCUUUUAAUAGCGUGCAUCAUCCAGCAGUGAUGAUUGUAAAGUUAUGAAAGACUCAAAUGUUUGAAGCGAUUCAGUGGAAGCAACUUGAAAUGAGACUGGUUUUUUGGGUAUUUGUUUGACAGUCUCAUCUCAAGUAUGGGUAUGAGUUAUUUGGUUAUCUUGUGCUCUGCUUCUACUCGCUUUAAUUGUUAAGUUGGUCAGCAGCACCAUUAACAGCAGAGAGUAUCGACAACCACUUUGAAUUUGACGACUAUUUGUCUUGAACAGUGAAUCGAAGUGUAUUUUUAGGGAUUAUGGGAGUUGGGUUGCUUUUUACGGAUUAAUUCCAGGACUAUGAUGGGGCUUUUAUUCUCGGGACGUUUGCACUACAUGUCAUCUACAAGUCUCCACUAGACGCGAUUCAAUGUGGCGCGCUCACGUGUGAAGCUGCGACUGGUUUCUGCGCUAUGGAUGCUGACUAGAAGGCAGGUAGGGUGAUCUUCUGAUUAUAGAAGAACUAUCCUAGCUUUUGGAAUCUUGUGUUGUGUUUCAAUCAAUAGGAGUUUUUUCUUAGUAAAUAUAGCAUUGUCAUUUUAUGACAUUUCCAG